AUGGAAGUCUGCAGACAGGGAUAUGAGCUGUGCUGGCACUUUGCAUUAGGUAGUGUCGCGAGUUCGAAGGCAGGCACGACCGACCCGCUACACUUCAACGUGACCAACAAGGACGGGAAGGUGUGUCUCCUCAUCGAGGGAUCCGCGACCUUCGACGUCAAGUACACCCUCAAGGACAACUCGAACGGGACCGCCAGCUUCGGAAUCCCCGCCGACGCAGUCGUUGUCGCGGGCAACUGCGCGGAUGCCGCAUCCAACAUCUCCGUCAGUUUCUUCUCCGGUUACGCAUUCAACCUCUCCUUCACCGUCGUCGAGGACAAGAGCCUCCUUAGCGCGGUCUCCCUCGAUUACGUCUACGACACAGAGAGGUUCCCGAACGCGUCCGACGUGGGAGAGGCCGUCGUGGCGCAGGUCACGGGUCUCUCCCUCGCGUUGUCCUCGGCGACCGAGUCGUACCGCUGCCACGCGAGCGUGCCGGUUGCCCUGGGCGACCGCGUCAACGCGGUCGUCGCCGACGUGCGCCUGCAGGCGUUCAACGUCGUCAACGCGACGUACGGCGAUGAGUCGGUGUGCACCGAGGACACGGUGACGACGGUGGCGCCGACGACGCCCGCGCCGCAGCCGGCGACCCCGCCCGUCAACAGCUUCGUCGUUGUCGACGACAACAACGUGACGUGCCUGCGCGUCGACGCCGGCAUUCGAUUCGAGAUUCUGUACAAGGUGAACGCGACGGUCAUGCGACGGCAAUGGUAGACAUCCCGGCAACGCUAGCGACUACACGGGCGAGUGCGGCAACAACACGGACACCUCAGCGUCGCAAUUCCUCGACGGCUGGAAGAUGGAGCUACAUUCAGUCAGAACACGAGCGCACGAAGAAAACAGCAUGACGGCUGCUGCACUCACCUACGUCGUCACGGCAACGAGGUUCCCCGACGCCGACCCGUCCAUCGUCGACAAGACCAUUAAUGCCAGCAACGACCAACUCGAAGACUUCACCGUCACGCUCGGCAAGUCGUACCUCUGCAAGGCCGAGCAGAAGGUGAACCUGACCGGAGGAGUCUACGCUCACACCUACAGCCUGCAGUACCAGGCCUUCCGCACCGACAACACCUCC
Molecule: messenger RNA, 1114 nt
Organism: Priapulus caudatus
Lineage: Eukaryota; Metazoa; Priapulida; Priapulimorpha; Priapulimorphida; Priapulidae
Product: lysosome-associated membrane glycoprotein 2-like
Exons: 4
Coding region: 1-753 (250 amino acids)
Cellular component (GO): membrane
Source: RefSeq, a predicted model, not a curated record